Messenger RNA from Pocillopora damicornis (cauliflower coral), 2108 nucleotides. RefSeq lists its product as uncharacterized. The record is from RefSeq and is a predicted model, not a curated record. NCBI's taxonomy places the organism in Eukaryota, Metazoa, Cnidaria, Anthozoa, Scleractinia, Pocilloporidae. Gene Ontology annotation, molecular function: lipid binding. Gene Ontology annotation, cellular component: extracellular region; membrane. Gene Ontology annotation, biological process: lipid transport; lipoprotein metabolic process.
UAGAAAUAUUUUGUCAAAUACCAAAGUGCCUUUUAUUCCUCACACUCUUUCAACACCAAGGAACCCUUCUUGGGUAUCACGUUACUCUUCGAUUCCUCACCAGCGACCUAAAUAUUUACUUAAUGAAUUCGACGAAACCGAGUGAAUUUAUUGAUAACCGUAGUGCCGCUUUAUUCGAAAGAUUGGCUUCGAGGCUGUCUUUUUCUUCUUAUUAUUUUUUGUACUUCCAUUUUACCUCCCAAGACACCUGUGUAUUUUCUUUUUUAUUAAUUCAGAGUGAACUCUAGAAAAUAAGGGAAUUGUCUAAUCUCAGUUCCAGCAGGCUGGCUUCAACGGUAAAUUAUUCAUCGUAGUAACUGGUUUUAAGAUAAUUCCCCCAAAAUAUUGUGCCACUAUGGCCAUUCAUCGUUUCUUAAAACCGUCCUAGUAAUUUAAUACUCAAACAUUUUGCUAAUAAUGAUAGCUGUAUAACAACAAACUGUGAUCAUUUUGCACCUGAGCUGCAAGAAAAAAAGCUUAAAUAAUUAUCAGGCUUCGAAGGGAUUCGAACCCGUACUUUCCAAUUACUAGUCAUGCAUUACUAUCAUCUGAGCUACGAAGGCACACUUAGAUAACAGUGCACAUUUCAGAGGGUCCCUCUUUCCCGUGGAUCACGUAGGAACCUGAUAAAAUUUUUAACGAAGGAUUUUAAGUCCUUAUGUACUCUCCCCGAGCUCCUUAUAAAUAGAUUAAGAGACACAGCGUAUCGCAGUUCAAGCCUGAUUCUUCUAAACUCGCUUUUCCAGGUUUACCUUACCUUCCACAGGAUCAGUAUUAAUGGAUAAAAUGGCCAAAAACAAACCGUCAAGUCUAUCUGACAGGGAGGAGAGAGAACGUUUAAGAACGGACCCUGACUUAAAGUAUUUCGUUGACGAGAUCAACCUUUUGACUGAAGAUGAAAAGCAGCAAGAUAUGAGAGAUUUAACAGAGCUUCAAAAGAAAACAGAGGAGAUGAUUUCCAACGCAAAAGAGAUCAUUAGGAGCCUCCGUACAGUGGCUAAGAAACUAGACGGCGUGUGGAGGGACUGCAAGAUAUCUCAUGCUGUUGGAAUCGGCGUUGGAAUAGUGGGAGGCCUCCUUUCAAUCGGUGGAGGAAUUGCAACAUUGAUGACAGCGGGGGCUGCUUCUCCCUUGUUGAUAGCAGGAUUGUCUCUUGGAGGCGCUGGAUUAGCUACAAAGUUAGGGACAGCCGCCGUCAACUCUUUUAUAAACUCAGAUGAAAUGAAAAAGGCCGAAGAAAAAUUGGCUGAGACUGUGGACAGUAUUGACGAGGUAAACAGGACUGUCCAAAAGAUUUUGAUCACCAAAGAAAGAGUAAGACUUAUCUACAUUUAUUUCCUUGCCAAAACCCUAAAGUUGGGAGGUCCUGUGUUCUUGAAGAUCCUUCGUGAGCUGGUGUUUCUCUCCGGAGGGACACCUACCAAAAUGGUAAUACAAGUAGCAGAAAAGGUAAUAGCCUGUGCACAGGCAGCGAGUCAGGCUGGUGCGAAAGCUGCAACCCAGGCUGGUGCUCAAGGAGCGGGAAAGGCAGUUUUGCAAUCUGUUGACGAUGUGUUACGAGCAACGGGUCAGACUGGAGCACAAGCUGCUGAUGACGUAGUCCAAGCAGGGGCUAAAGCGGGCUCUAAGGUAGUUGGUAAAGUUGUCGGUAAAGUCAUCAUUGGAGUCAAUGUUGUAUUCGUAGUGUGGGAUACCAUAGAACUUGGCUUCACCAUUAGGGAUCUCGUUGAAAACAAGGGAUCUGAAGCUGCAAAAGUUCUGAGACAAAAGGCAGAAAAACUUGAGAAUGCCAUGAAGCAAUAAAUAUCGGCAAAAGGGAAGAGUUCGAAAUGAUUUCAAAGAUAAAGACAACAUCGAUCUGCGUUGGCGUGAACAUUUUUCAUCGUGCGCCUAGUUGCAUUUGGCCAUUUUAUAUGAGGAAGUUACAUCUUAGGACUGCAUUAAUGGCGUUUAAAAAGUUUUCUUUUUUAUCUGGCCUCUUUAGAUUUUCAGAGAGAUAAGAAAAGGAUGUUUAAUGUUGAUGUAUACAGUGAAAAGGAGUGUAAUAAAAUAAUUACAUAUUUUAAAGU